Molecule: messenger RNA, 240 nt
Organism: Oppiella nova
Lineage: Eukaryota; Metazoa; Arthropoda; Arachnida; Sarcoptiformes; Oppiidae
Source: the annotation of a GenBank genome assembly
GUCCUCAAGAAAAGUGAUGACAAUAAUAACAAAUCGCUUAUUAAUGAAGACGAUAGCGAUAUGACUGAAGUGUUGAAACACUUUAUUAAUGACCAUUUAAUGCAACAGAAGAUAACCGUUGAAGAGUUAUAUAUCGUGGAUGAGAUCCCAAAGACCAUCAGUGGUAAAGUGAACAGAACUGAUCUGAGAAAGUUUGUCAACGAGACUAUCGUUCAAUUGAGAAAUAAUAACAAUAAUAAU